AUGUCCGCAGAUGAAGGAAUCGAAUUACCCCCACUCACCAUGCAACCAUUGCUCCCAACGCCGAGCUUGAUCUUCACGGUGCCGAGUCUUCACGACGGGCUCCCGAUUAAUUGUCGCAUAUACCAUCCGCGCUCGCUCGCUGCUUCUCCCGACGCGCCUCAGUGGUGUAAGCAUGCCGCUAUCAUAGCACACCCCUACGCGCCCCUCGGCGGCUGCUACGAUGAUCCCAUCGUCGAUAUCGUGGCCGGAACACUGCUGCACUUGGGCUUCCUCGUUGGCACCUUCAACUUCAGGUUCGGACCGUUUCCUACUUGGCAAUGCCCGCCACUCAGUCGUCCUACAGUGGGCAGAUUUGGGAGCAUGGGACGAGACGAUCAGGGAUUAGAUGCGGUCGAGGAGGUCACGUCACCAAUCCGCAUCCGACCACCGACGCCAACACCGCCAGAGCCGUUCUCCAGACACACAGAACCGAUCAUGUUGCUCGGGGGCUACUCAUACGGUUCCAUGGUCACAUCCCAACUUCCGGCCCUCGAGACCAUACUCGGCUUCUUCAGCGCCCCGGAGUGCGGAACAUCGGCCGCCGAGAUCCGACUGCGUGCACAGCAUUUGGCAGAGAUGCAAAAUACCGUGCUCGCCAGUGCGAGGGAGGCCGCCGCCGACCAUCUCCGGCCGAAGUCGCCGCGGCGGCAUGUUGGUUUGCGAGUCGGAGGGGACGAGGAAAGCCGCAGGAGCCAUGAAUCCCGUCGUUCUCGGUCGACAGAGUUUGAAGAGGCCAUACGGCACGGCGUCGCGGAGCUCAUGGCUAGGACCAGAAAGGGGCAUAGGAGGUCGCACAGCGGACGCAGUCACACGCCACGAGAUUCGGAUGAACCAACUGGACGUGUCGCAACCCCCGAUCAUCUGCUGCCCGUGGCUCGCCGAACCGCAUUUCUGCCAGCCUAUUUGCUCGUUUCCCCGCUGCAAGGUGUCAUUACGAGCCUAGCCACGAUGUCCCUCACGCCGUUGCUGAGCAUGUCCGGGGCGUGGGCCCGGUUCUCGGCGAAGGGCAACAACGCGACCAUCCAUUCCGACGCCUCAGAAACCGGCCCCCACGAUGCUGCAACGCCGGCCGAGGCAGAGGAGAAGCUGGUGCACAACGCCACUCUGGCCGUCUAUGGCGACCGUGACGGCUUUGUACCCGUCCGGAAGCUGCGGGACUGGGCAUCGCGGUUGGAGGCCAUCCCAGAUUCCAAAUUCCGAGCCCACGAAGUUUCUAGCGCGAACCAUUUCUGGGCACAGGGCAAUGUGGCGUCCACUUUACGAGACGCUGUCGCGAUAUUUGGGGGAUCACUAUUGAACGGCAAAUUAGGUUAA
Chaetomium globosum CBS 148.51 is the source of this 1353-nucleotide messenger RNA. RefSeq lists its product as uncharacterized. The transcript has 2 exons. Lineage: Eukaryota; Fungi; Ascomycota; Sordariomycetes; Sordariales; Chaetomiaceae. The record is from RefSeq and is a predicted model, not a curated record. The coding region runs from base 1 to 1353 and encodes 450 amino acids.